GCUCAAAGUGAAUAAAUGCAGCUGAGACCCGCUGCACAAGAUAUGAGAACAUCAACGCCUCGUCCAUCCUAGCUUGUCUUGUAGAACGAAGACUUACAAAUUGCAAUAGCACUUUUUAGAAAGCACGUCAACCAAACCCAACCCUCACCUUAUAUCAUGUUCAAAAAAUAAUAUCUUGACCUUCCCGCUUGCUUAUGUUCUCCUCAAUGAUUUUUCGUUGAUAUCCUCAGUUCAAGAACAUCCUGUGGAAAUCUUCGCGUAGGUCCAACGUGAACGCCAAAAUCUAAGUGAUUAUGACUGCGUUAUGAUUGUUGAAUGUUUCUUGAAGAGUAGGUCAGCCUUUUUGUUGGCGUUGAUUGAUGGAUUACUAUUGACUAUGAUAUUUUAUCACAAUGAACAAGUAAAUCACGUUGAAAGAAGCUUGGUACCUCGUUGAGCAUGAGCAUGUUGAUAAGAUGAAGGUCGCAAGUAUUGUGAGAAAGAUGAACUUCGUAUGAACAUCUUCUUCGAUAGUUUAACGCAUCCAAUCCUGACGAUCAUCACGUCGGUUGAGAAUGUGAGCAACUUGCACUACUAGUAUUGGUACAACUUUUGAUUAGGUAUGUACUACUACCACAUAGUUGUAUCAAGUUCAUCAUACCGUGAUCACAAGAAUGGGGCGUGUGCGAAGGUUGCGAGUGGAAAACUUCAAGAGCUACCAUGGUAGCGUGGACAUCGGGCCUUUUGAAAACAAUUUCACCUGCAUCGUUGGCCCUAAUGGCAGCGGCAAGAGCAACAUCGUGGAUGCUUUUGGGUUCGUGCUUGGCAUCAGUGCGCGCGAUCUUCGCGGCCAAAACCUCCGUGAUUUGGUUCAUCGAAAGCCCGCUGAACCUGCUAGUGUAGUUGAUACUCGGGAUGCGUGCUUAAGGCUUGUUCAUUAAUCUGAAUGUUGAAUACUUCUACCCUGAUUACUGUGAGUGAACAAUACUUCUAGAGAAAGGGACUUUCUGAACUUCAUAUCCUUGACGGCCGUCGAAGUGUAGGUUCAUCACAGCGACCUCCUAGUUUCUUUGCGCUCGUCGGCAACAGGCUCAGGCACUACUAGGGCAAAAAGGUUAAAGGUAAGAAUAUAUAUGGACAUGACGAUCCAGUCUAACAUGCGUUGAGCUCGAGUUCGUUGCUGACAAGAACUCUUUUACGUUUGCGGACGACGGAGAAGACGAUGAACUGGGUGGAGAUGAGCAGGACAUCUUCGACGAAGGUAUGCUGGGAGGCGGAGACCAGAAUGAGGUAGAUGAGAAUAGAAAGAGCAAAAAGAAACUGCAACUGAACGACAAAAGCCUCGAACUCGAUGCUUUCGGAGACGAAAGGCUGCUCAAAAGUCCGGCCACUGGAAAAAAGAGUGACCUGAACAAGCUGACCGCAAAAAAGAAGACGCCAGCGAAAACGCCUGGCCGCAGUGUCGCACGCGCGAAGAAGAGCGUCAAAAAGGGCAGUGCUGGUCCAAAAUCAUCGAAGAAGGCGAAUCCAAAAAACAAAAGUGGAGAAACUCCCAAUGCGCGUGGUCAUCGUGGUGGUUUUCUGAACGACGCGGAUCACGACCACACAGAUGAUGGACCUGCUGAGGAUAGCCCUUGCGUCGAACGCCGUGAGCGUCGCCGAAAGGAGAAGGACAUGCAUGUCCUGAGCGGUCUACGGGAGUUCUACAAACGUGAAAAGAACAAUACUGCUCCUGGUGGUGCACCGCCGGAUCCGCAUGUUGAUAACGAGGAUGUUGAGGAAGAAGAUGGAACACACAAACAGAAACAGCCUACAACUUCAUCCUCGUCGUUCGUAGCUGCUGGAGGUGGAGUUCUCACAGGAACAUCUUCAUCCUCUUCAAGCUCCUCUUCAUCAAAGAACAUUGGGACAAGCAAUGAGAAUGCAACAACUUCUAGUGAUGCGACGCGAGCCAUUCGGUUCGGCAGACACAUCUGCGGCCGCACGGGAGAAGGCAGCUACAAGGUAGACGGCAAAACGGUCACUCUUGACGAAUAUUCGCGCAUUCUGAAAUCGGUAUGAAUAUGCAGUAAUUAGGCUGUGGAUCGAAUUCGAUAAGGAUAAAGUCACCUAAUGAUUUUUAUGAUCAGUUUAUCAUCAUUACCUUAACAAGUAGUUAGUCUAAGUGGUCGUUUGCAUUUGUUCUGAAUUUUGAUGCCGCGCAUAUUCAUUGUUGCAUGUAUUGUGUUCAACGUGUACAUCUCCCAUCUCGACGUAGGUCCGAAUUUUAACGCGGGCGCGGAACUUCCUUGUUUUUCAAGGUGAUGUUGAGGCCCUUGCACAACGACAGGGGUUAGAGCUAACGCGAUUUUUCGAGCGCGUGUGCGGCAGCGAUCAAUACCGUAACGAGUGCGAGCACCUCACGAAGGAGAAAAAAGAAGCCGAAGAGAAUCUCCGGCUUUUGUUUGCGCAGAAGAGGUCGGCCGUGACCGAACGCAAGCAAGUCGAGGUACAAAUUAUGCCGGCAGCAAGAAGAAAUCGACUAGGUAGAAAUAGUUCUUGUUGAAAGACCAGCCGCAACUUCUAGGAGAAAGAACGCUCACUACUACGCGUGGAGCUGAAUGAAAGAGAUACCAUGACAAGUGACGUGACAAGCUGCUGUCUGUACGCGUGUUAGUAUUUGUUCUGCGAGAUGAAAUUACCAGUUGUAGUAGAAAAAAUGAUAAGCAGCACAACGAACUAGUAAAACUUCACAAUGAAUAUUAUAUAAAUAUGUAUACCUAGAGGAAGAGGAUGGGUCCAAGAACUGAUGUAAUCGGUCUAACGCAAAGGCAGAAGCCGAGAAGUACCGACAGUUGAUUGAGGAGAGGAAUCUAUUGCAGACCGAGUUCUGUCUCUACCGCAUGAAUACGGUGGAGACGCAGUUGCGUGCAGAAAGUGAACGCGCGAACGAGCUGCGAUCGCAGUGCGAUGCCGCCGAGACCACGUAUCGUGGGGAGGUGAAGAAUUGCAAGAAGAAGGAGGAUGAUGUCGGUAAAGUGUCAUUGCAGCUUACGAGAUACGCUGAUGUCGUCAGUGGGCUGAAUAACAUAGCGACAGGAGCGGCCAAGGCAAUAGACGCCGACCAUGAAUCGGCAAGCAGUGCCGCUGUAGCAAGAAAAAACGAGCCCCGUGUACAGCCUGCGCACGCGAAGUUGCGCAGUGAAAAAUCCUUGCUCGAACGAGAGCUCGCGGAAAAGAACGAACUCUUGGAACAAAACAGACAGAAACAAGCGUCCCUCAACAGCCAAGUCGAAGAUCGGACCGCGGAUUUAUCCCAAGUGCAGAAGGGUCUGGAUUCCUUGGGGAAGAAAAUUGCCGAUUGUCAUUAUGAAAAAAACUAGAUAAUGUUGAGGUAGAACAAAAUAAUAUUGUAGUACUUCUACCUGAUUCUUGUGUAGUACGUCUCCGUAUUUUAGUAUCGCUAUCGGUCUUCUCUCUAAGUUGCAGUGAAUUUCAGUCCUGAGCAGGGAAAACGGUAUCGCGAGGCGGUUCGUGAGUCCGAGGCUGCCGUGCCACCCGAAAAAACGGCUCUUUUACGAGAUCUCGAGUACCGACAGAAGGAUUUGCAGGCUGCUGUGGCACGCCGGACAGCGGAUGCGGCGCAUGCGGGUGCUCGAGUCCAGGCCGCCGCGCAGAUGGAGGAACGGCUUGUCGAAGUGCUGGAGACCGCCGUGAAAACGCAUGACCAGUUAGACGCUGACUUAACCACGAAGCGGACCAAACUCAAGGAUCUUACGCGCAAGUUGCAAAACGUGGGGGAGGACAAGGAUCAACUAGCAACUGAGAAACGAAAGAUUUUGGACGGGGUUCAAAGCGGUAACCUGACGGCUAGGCAGGUAGAGCGCGAGCAGAGGCUGCGGCAAGUCGCGUCGGAAUUGCAAGAAAGCAUUCCUGGUGUUUUGGGUCGUGUCUGCGACCUGUGCAAGCCCGCGCAGAAGAAGUACCGCGUCGCACUGAAUGUAGCGCUGGGUGGCAGUUUAGACAACGUGCUUUGCGAUACCGCUGCCACGUGCAGAAAGUGUGUCAUGUUUCUCAAGGCGCGACAUCUGGAGCCCAUGACCUUCAUCCCUCUUCAGAAGGGCGACUUGCGUGUGAAUUCGGCCACCUUGGAUCCUCGUGUGCGCCAGGGUAUCAAAGAAAUCACACCGGCGUUGGACAUCUUGAAUUUUGACAGGAAAGCCCACGCAAACGCAUUCAACUAUUUACUCGGACACACACUCAUAGUAGACAAUUUGGAUGCCGCAAGAAAGGUACUAUUUUUCGACUAUUUUUAUUUUUUUACGCGCAGGAAGUGAAAUAAUUUCAUUGAGCAGCACAACUUGCAGUUGCUGUUGCACUUGCCCACCUGUUCUUGUCACUCACGCUCCACCACCUAGAUGUUCUUGACCUCCACUUAGUAUUUUUUCUCCCAUCUACAUCUUCUUGAUCUUCCUCCAUGUGCUUCAUUUAUUCUUCUUUAAGAUUCCAUUUUUCAUCUAUUAUAGAAGCAUACUUUCGUCUCUCCUGACAACGUUUCCCAUUCCAUCAGGUGGCUUUCACCGAUUUGCCCCUUGUGACGAAACAGCGCAGUCACGGUUGCCGCAUCGUCACUCUGGAUGGCGAGAUGAUUAAGGCCAAUGGCAAUAUGACGGUGAAUUGUGACGCUGCACAAGAGGGUGGCACGAAAUUUGAUCUCCAAGAACUGCAAAAAGCGCAGGCGCGUCUCGAAGAGAUCGGCCGAAAAGAGCUGCAACUCGUGAAUUUCGAUUUGCAUGGCCAGCGUGAGCGCGUCGACCUCGAAGCUGAAAUAGCCAGGGUCGACGCGAAAGUGAACACAGACAGUUCAGCCAGGGUUUCGAGAGCGCGCGAAGACCUAGCAAGGAAAAAGCACGACAGAGAAAACGUUCUCGUGCCGGCAAAGGUGCCAUAGAAAAUUUUGCUAUAUUUUGAAUUCCAAAUAGCGAUAAAUUCUGUACCUUGCAGUUGCAGUGCUCUUGACGUGUGCAGACGGCUUCAUCAAACUGAUAUUCGUAGAGUAAUAUCGAUCUUGAUCAAGAUCAAGAAGAAUUCAUACCGAUUCCGCCCUUCCUCUUAAUGAUCUCAUCAACUCCCGCUCCCACCAGGUCCGCCUCGAAAAGGAAUGUGCUGAUCGCACCAAGGAGCUGCAGGAGACGGAAGCUCAACAAGUCGCCCUCGAGGCUGACGUGCAAAAGCUUGUUGGAAGUUUCUUCACCGAUCUUUCGAAAGAGUUGAACGUUGAGGAUGUAAGAGCCUUGGAUCUUCAGUGUCGCAGGGAGCGAGAACGACUGCGAGUGGAGGAAACGAGAGUGCAGGCGCAAGCGGACAAUUUGCGGAGUCAGCUUGACCUCCUUCAAUCUGGGAUUGCGCGAUACAGUAUCGAUACUGUACAGAAGGAGAUCGAUGAGGUCACUGAAAAAUAUGAAAGACUUCUCUUCUUGAUGCCAGGAGCAUGUUUAUGUUACUUCUGGUAGAAAUAGGAAAAGGAAUAAGAAGAAUAAAAAUUCUUGUAGUACUUCGAAUUGAUUUGGAGUUAAUAUAGGUCUUAAUAUUCAAUUCUGUUCCUGAGUAGAAAAAUUAUCAGGUCGUACCUCCGACCACGCAGUUGCUUGUUCUUCCGACUUUCGUUCCAUUGAUUGCUCUAAGAACAGCUGGAGAAAUGUACCACCGAUCUUGCGGAAUGGGACCGAAUCUAUCAGGAUGAGUGCAACAAAACGGAUGAUAGGCGUAAGCGAGCUACAGAACUCCUAGAGCAAAGGACAAAGUUAGAAGGGGAGCUGGCCGAGUUGAAAAAAGGCGUGAUGGCGAGAAAGAAGGCGCUUGCGGAAGCAGGGAAGCGAUUAGAAGCUAGCAAAGGGAAAAUGGAAUCGCUGAAAUGUAUUUUUACUAACCAAAACUUGAACUACUUCUUUAACAUGUCUGUAGUAACAAAUUGUUGACGAAGACGAUUCCUCGUGUUAGAGGUUUCUGAGGAUGACGAUGCGAUUCGUUUACGUUUUCUAGUGUUGCUCGUCAUCGCAGGAAUCUGCCCAUACGGAAAAAUUGAAAUUCUAGAACUCACGCUCAGAGGCUGCCGAACGUAUGUACUGUUGGAAAAAAGAACUAUGUAUCUAAUUGGCGUUGUUGAAGUUGAUCUUGAUGAUGUAACAGGAUUGUCUCAAAUAUUAUAAUAAUGUCGCUUCAUAUAUAUAUGUCUCAAAUAUUAUAACAAUUGUCUCAAAUAUUAUAAUAAUAUUCAACAUCAUUUCCACCUCAGCUUGGCGCUCCGACAUCAUGCGUGGCGCAUUGACGGACGGAGUGGUGAUUCCGGUGGAUAGAGAGCAAAACCAAUUGCCGAAAGAAGCGGAGCUCGAAUCCAUCAUUCUUGAGACUGGUGGCAUCGAUCUCAUCGUCGAUUACAGUUCCUUGCCCGAAUCCCAUCGCAACCUGCAGGAUCUCAACAUUAUUCGCGAGCAAACCCAGGAAUACGAGAGCGAGCUUGAAAAAGUGAAAGAAGAACUUGACUCUCUGCGACCAAACAUGAAGGCAGCAGCGAAGAUGGACGAGGUAGCUGCGGAAGUCGCCCAGAAGACGAAGGAAGCAGAAUCCGCGCGACUCACGGCACAACGACUCGAGAUGCGAAUCGGGAGAUUGAACGAGCGACGCCGCAAACGCUUCAUGGAGUGUUUCAACUGUGUGCAAAAUGCUAUCGGAGACGUCUACAAAACCCUCACCGAAACUUGGGAGGAACAGCAAACAGAAGUGAAAGAAGGAAUCAAUUAUGACCAAAUUCUGAUAAUCUACAUAGAUUUAUAUAUGCUUGUUCUUGUCUCUCUUGUCAGACUUGUCCUCUAACUCUCAAGAAUAACAAUCAUUUUUUUAUUGGAUCUCAAGAAGAUCUAAAAGUAAUCGCGUUCGCAAGGAACGCGCUCUUGUCACUCUAUGUCUAUGUGGAAGUAGGUUUGAGCUCGAAUUUGAUGAAUCAUCUUCGUUCAUUUCCCAGAGGUUCUUGUGGACGAAGGCGGGCGUGCGUUCUUAGAUCUCGAAAAUGCGGAGAUGCCGUUCGAAGGCGGCGUAAAGUACACCACGAUGGCGCCAAGCAAGCGAUUUCGGGACAUGUCAUUGCUCUCUGGAGGCGAGAAGACGCUUGCCGCCUUGGCCCUGCUCUUCGCCGUGCACGCAUAUCAGCGACCGCCGUUUCUCCUUCUGGACGAAGUGGAUGCGGCUUUAGACUGCUACAACGUGCAGAGCGUGCGUCGCUUCUUGCAGCGUGCGCCGUUCCAGAGCAUAAUCAUUAGUCUGAAAGACAAGUUCUUCAGCAAAAGCAGUGCGCUAGUGGGUGUAUACAAAGACCGGGUGCAAGAUGCGAGUGGUGUUCUGACCUUGGAUCUGCAGAAGUACAGGAGACAACGAGUUGCGCGUCUACUAGAUGCAGGAGAAAAAUUGCCUGCCAGUGCCCUUCCUGUCAAGGGAAAAGGGAAAAGCAUGAUACUAGGGCCAGGCGCAGGAGGUAUUGGAGGUGGUCUCAGCUGUCCUGGGGCGUUCCUUCUAGGAAAGACUGGAGUAGCUGCCGCGUCGUCGUCUGAAGAUAGCAAGAACUACUUUGCAACCCGCCUCUCUCGUCUACCAGUAGUACCAGUUGGGGGAGCUGGAGGUCCUCCUCCAGGUGUCGACCAAGCUAGCGACCUCAAAGACGCACCGACCGGCUCGUCCGCAGAAGCGGGGGGACUGCAGUUCGUGGAGAGUGAUGUCCUACAACAGGGAAACGAACACGUGGUGGACGAUGUAGAUAUGAUGGACGUCGAGUUGAACCAGCCACGGCCUGCGCAUGAUUUCGUUUGUGAAGAGGAACUUCCACGCGCUGGCGAGGAUGCAGCGAGCGAGCGGCCGCACCAUGAGGAAUCGGAAAUGAAAUCCGGAGUACGAGGAGGACAAGUAGUGACGCCUGCAUCUGCUCCAGCGGAUCCUCUCCUCAGUGGUCGUAAAGACAGGAAGACGACCACAGCAGCUGCCUCGGCAUCCCGGCAGAAAGGGAAGAAUGCCACCCCCAGUGGAAAAUCCGCCUGGGCAAAACAAAAAUCAGGCCAGGGAUCAGCUUCACGCGGCAACGUCGAGAAUGAAGAUGAUAAUCAUGACAUCGGUGGAAAUAGUGGUAAGAAGAAAGACCGGGAACCUUCAUCGACAUCAUCAAAAUCCAAAGCAUCACCAAAGUCAUGUUCGAAAGCUGCAGCGAGGAAAGCAGCAGCGUCGCCAAAGGCGAAAGCGGUUCCAAAGCAAAAAGUGACGCCGAAGAGUAAAGAAAAGCAAGUACUGGCUGAACGAUCAGCACCUCCCCCGAAGAACCUACAAGCCGGGGAAAGCAAAGAGUUGCAAAACGAAGCUGCAACGCCGACAGCAAAAGCGUCUUCUAGGGGGCGUGCGAAGUCUUCAGCCGCAGUAAAAUCAUCAGCAGCGGAGAAGAAGCGAGGUCGGUCGUCUAGGCGAGUUGCUUUUGAAGAGGAAAGUGGUGAUCUUCUUGUAGAAGACAAAGAAAAUCAAAAACCUCCCGCUGCUCGAAAAGAGAAGAAUGUAGAAGCUACAUCGUCUACUUCAUCUACUAGUCGUGGUCGUAUUGAACAGGCACAGACGAAGUCGAUAAAGAGUGUGGAGGAACACCAGGCAUCAAAGAAAACCACUACGACUGUACCACCACCAGCGCCAGCAUCAUCUCCUGCAGACUUUCUUGUUUCUGCAGGUGGACCCUCUGCUUCGUCGUCAAGUUCUUCUUUGUCAAAAAAUAUCAAGCGACCUUCCCAUGCUGCACCUGCACUCGGACUUCCACCAGCCAGCAUUACUAGAAAUAAAGCGCCACUAGGUCUAAAUCUAGGACAACCACAACUGGGAGGCAACGUAGCCUCGUCUCCACCUGGUCCGGGCAGUGGUAGCAUUCUUGACCGAAUAUCACGAGAUCCUACGUCAGGAGGCAAGCUUUUUAACGCCAUGGACACAUCGAAACUCUCUCUGAACAACGAGUCCGACUCCGAUAAAGAUGACCACAUGGACCUUGCUUAAUUGCGUGUAAUAAGUAGAUGAGGUAACUUUGACUAAUAAAACACGAGAUCUUUUUUUAUAUUUUACCAAGAAUUGGACUUGGAGUUACUAUCUUCGGUCUUCACCUCUGUUAAUAUCUCCCGAUGCUGAUCCUGAUGUGGCAGUGAACUUUCUUUUCAACGAGCAUGGAUAUCCUCCUGAUACAGAUACUCUUAGUUACAAGUUCUUACUCAGUAUCUCUCAACUAACAUAAGUACUACUUCCAAGCAUGAUUUUGAUAUUGAUUUUUACAACUGGCUUUGGAGACGUGAGCACCGUGCAUCUGAUAUAAUGUCGUCUCGUUGGGCUUGAUGCUGGUGCAGGCUUUUCCUCGAUCCCUGCAUUCCAUACUUGUGAGUACAUUAUACUAGCUUGGAGCGUCCGAUAACAUCCCUCCCACUAGGAUCCCCCUCCUCCCCAAAAUAAGAAACUAAGCAAGGCAAAGAUGUAAGCGAUGCGCGUUUUCAAAUUUCGAAAAUUUUCCACGUUUUGCCAUCGUUUGGGGGUUGGAUCUCGUGCGUUUGAAGUCAAGGGCUAAGAGCCCGAAACUUUUUGACUUUCAGCCCUUUCGCUGGAAUUUAAUGCCUUGGCUUCGCGUUUUUCCAAUUUCGAAAUUUUUCCACAUUUUGUCGCCGUUUUGGGAUUGAGUUCUGUGCGUUUGAAGUGCUAAGAUCCCAAAACUUUUGAUCUUGAGCCCUUUCCCUGAGAUUCAAUCUCUUGGCUUCGCGUUCUUCCAAUUUCGAUAAUUUUCCACGUUUUUCGUCGUUUUGGGAGUGAAUCCCGUGAGUUUGAAGCGCUAAGAUCCCAAAGUUUUUGAUUUUAAGCCCGCUCCCCCGAGAUUCAAUGUCUUGGCUUCGCGUUUUUCAAAUUUCGAAAAUUUUCCACAUUUUGUCGCCGUUUUGAGGUUGAGUCUCGUCAGUUUGAAGCGUUAAGACCCCAAAGCUUUUGACUUUAAGCCCUUUCCCUGAGAUUCAAUCUCUUGGCUUCGCGUUUUUCAAAUUUCGAAAGUUUUCCACCUUUUUCGUCAUUUUGCGAGUGAGUCCUUUGAUUUUGAAGGGCUAAGAUCCUAAAAUUUUUGACUUUAAGCCCUUUCUCUGCAAUUUAUUUCCUUGGAUUCGCGUUUUUCAAAUUUCGAAAAUUUUCCACGUUUUGUCGUCGUUUUGAGAUUGAGUCUCGUGAGUUAGCCCCUUCCCUCGAGAUUCAAUUCUAUCGGUUUCACGGUUUCGUGGUUUCGUGGUUUCAUGUUCGUGGGCUCAUGGGUUUGGGGUUUGUUUGUUUUUGUGUCGGAGGUUUUGGGUUUGGGUGUUGGAGGUUGAGGUUUCUGAAGGGAAGUGUUUGCAAAGUUUUACUGCUCUUAAUAUUUACAAUUACAACUAGUGAAAAAGAAGAUGAUGUUGGAAAUGAACUAAGUACCCACAUUUUGAGCUCCUUGCUUGAUGAGAUAACAUAAUUCCACUAGAAGUAUUUUUCGUCUUCGACUACCCACGCGGCACACUCCUAAGAUCCUUUUUUUGCCUUUUCUUUGUUUUUGUUACUACUUUACUUACCUAUAAUAAGCCGCUUUAUUUUGAUUGUAUUUGUUCCCAGCGCAUCUUCGAAUUUCUCUGUAUGUUGAUUGUUUGCCGAUUUUUGGACCCGUUUUGCUCAGUCAAAAUCUUUGUUAUGAAUUUUUUUAUGCAGCUCCGAUCAAAUACAAAUAACACUUAAUUAAGAAAUAAUGCAUUUUUCUCCACUUUUUUGGAAUUGAUCUCGGUAAUGUUCAAGCCCGUUCACGUUCUCGUUGCCGUUAGUGACUUGAUACUUCUUCUACUUGAUCUUGGUUUUGCAGCGCGCCAUUUUGUCAAUAAAUUCAUUUAUGAUUUGCAGGGACAUGAUGCAUACCUUGAACAAUGUUAACAGGGACUACAGCAUGCAUACACCUUACUUCUCGCAU
Amoebophrya sp. A25 is the source of this 10978-nucleotide messenger RNA. Lineage: Eukaryota; Dinophyceae; Syndiniales; Amoebophryaceae. The record is from the annotation of a GenBank genome assembly.